GUGUGUGAUGUUUCAUGUAAAAUAGAAGUAAACAAAAAAAUCACUAAAUUUAUCUCUUUAAUAUUGUAACUUAUCGUAUCGUGUCUAAUUAACAUGAUAAAAUAUAAUAUAUUAAAAUAAAUAUUCACUGGAAUAGUUAACAAACCAGUUGCUAGCACUGACGUGGUUGAAACUCGUAUCAAUAUUUCCUUGUGUUUAUAAGCAAUAUGAAAGAUACCAAGAUGAGUUCCCAUCUUUCGGGGGGCAGAUUGAACGUGGCUUUAGUCCAGGAGACCAUGAGGAAGGAUUUGUUAAACCUUCUUCAGAUGUGUGAGGGUCCAAAAAUAACAAUUUGGGACGAGUGGCUAGCAGGUCCAGUUGGUCUUGUAGCGCAGUAUUCGUUGCUCAAGGAACAUGAGGUAGCGGAUAUGUUCCUGUUGAAGCCGGGAAGCCUGCCUACUAUUUCUGUGAAGCACAUUGUUUUCAUCGCUAGAGCUAAACUGGCAUUGAUGGACUUGGUUGCUGAUUAUAUUAACUCGCUUAGAUCCAAGCAAACCUACCCAGUAGAGUUCCACCUGUUCUUCGUGCCUCGGAGGAGCGAGCUCUGUGAGAAGCACCUCGCGAACCGAGGAGUCCUGGCUAGCCUCACCAUUCAGGAGUUCAAGUGUGACAUCUUUCCGUACGAUAGCGAUGUCAUGUCAUUGGAGCUACAGAAUGAUUUCAGGGAGAACUACCUGGAAGGUGAUCCAACAUGUGCGUACCAAUCUGCACUGGCGUUACGGACUAUACAACAUCUGUACGGCAUCAUACCACGCGUCUUUGGGAAAGGAGUCGCUGCUAAACAAGUAUGGGACCUACUUUGCCGACUGAACAAAGAAGAUCAUGGCGCUUCGAAAGGCGCUUCUACGUCUUGUAUAGACCAGCUGUUGUUGUUAGACCGCGCUGUGGACUUCACUAGCGUUAUGACGACUCAGCUGACAUACGAAGGACUUAUAGACGAGCUGUUCGGCAUAAAAGGCUCAACGGCGACAUUCCCCGCGCACAAGUUCAUGAGUUCGGAAGAGGCGAGCACCACCGAAAUCAAAGUGGGAGAGAAGAAACGCAUCAUUCUCAAUUCCGGUGAGGAGCUGUUUGCUGAGCUGCGGGACUGCAGCUUUAUUGCGGUCGGCGCAGCAAUCUCAAAGAAGGCGCGCAUAAUCAAGAACGAGUUAGACGAACGGCACCGCCACCACGAGAAGUCAGUUCAAGAAAUCAAGCAUUUCGUCAACCGACUGCCUCAGAUGCUGGCUACCAAGCAAUCUGUGUUCACCCAUACGGCUAUCGCUGAGUGUAUCAAAGAGACAACAGACUCGUUCGAGUUCCAAGACACUAUAAGGUGCGAGGAAGACUUCCUUAACUGCAUUGAGAACGAGAAAGCCUGCCCCUAUAUUGAAGAUCUCAUCGCUCAGAAAGCACCGCUCACUAAGGUCCUUCGCCUGAUCUGUCUUCAAUGUGUGACCGGAUCCGGCCUCAAACCUAAAGUACUAGAAUACUAUAAAAGAGAACUAGUCCAAGUAUAUGGACUUAUGGCCUGGCUCACUCUCUGCAACUUGGAGAAAUGUGGAUUAUUGAAGGCGCAGUCGGGAGCGAGGCAGUACGCAGUGUUGAGGAAGGCUCUACACCUGACGAUGGACGAGUUAGAACUGGAGAGCAAGGACAAAAGCUACCUGUCAAGCAAAUAUACGCCUUUGACCGUGCGGCUUAGCGAGCAUAUUGCCAAGAACAAGGGAUGGACUGGAAUCCAAGACAUGCUAGGCCUCCUCCCAGGCGCGACAAUAGACGAACUGCAAACGCUACAGCCAAGAAGUGCGCGCCGCAACUCCUCAUCAAGCGAAACUUCAUCGUCUCUCGAAAGUCCCCGAGUUGUCCUAGUCUUCUUCAUUGGGGGGUGUACAUACCAUGAGAUUUCAGCACUAAGGACUAUCAGUCAGAUGGAAGACUCUAAUGUUGAAUUUGUGGUUUUAACUACGAAGUUGAUCAAUGGUACCACUUUUAUUGAAUCACUUAUGGAGGUGGAGUAGUUUUUGCAGUGUACUCGAGUGGUUCUAGUGUUCUUCAUUGGGGGAUGUAUGAUGUAUGUACAUACCAUGAGAUCUCAGCACUGAGAUAUCAGUCAAAUGAAAUAUACUAAUAGUCUAAUAUUAAGACCUUGGUUUUAAUUUAACUUUUAACUACAAAUUGGAUCAAUGGUACCACUUUUAUAGAGCCACUUAUGGAGGUGGCGUAACUUUAGGCAUUAGCCUAAAGUGAACUCACAAGGGUCUCCCCACAUGUAGGUAUUUACUUGCGAUCUAAAUGAGUUUUUUAUCAGAUUUUGCCGAUUCUUCGAUUCGAUAGUUAUGUGAGGGGAUUGUGGGGAGACCCUAAGCCAUGUGUUAUUAGGGCAAAUGCUGAUAAUAGCAUGUGUAUGCUUCAUAUUUAAACACAAUUGAAAAUAUUCAUCUAUCUAGAAUGAAAAUAUAAUCAUUCUUUAGUGCCGUGUGCGUAAGUGCGUUUUCACAUUAUCCGAUCCGAUAUCGGAUGUCGGACCGAUAUCCCAUACAUUACAAGCGCCAUCUUGGAUUUUUUCUAUGGAAAUCCUUCCGACAUCCGAUAUCGGAUCGGAUAAUGUGAAAGCGGCGUUAAGUGUGACCCAUAUAGAAUGGCAUAUAAAUAUAACAUGUAUUACUAUUUAGAUUAUGAUUAUGUUAAGUAUACCAAAGUUGUUUGUAAAUUUUGUAUUUUAGAUAAUUAUAAUGAGAUAUUAUUUACCUAUAUUUUGCUUGUUCAUCAGAACUGUAUCUUAAAAGAAAAUAAACAUCAUGA
This is a messenger RNA of Leguminivora glycinivorella, 2823 nucleotides long. RefSeq names its product vacuolar protein sorting-associated protein 33A (gene car). Gene Ontology annotation, biological process: vesicle-mediated transport; intracellular protein transport. The record is from RefSeq and is a predicted model, not a curated record. Bases 207 to 2039 code for a protein of 610 amino acids. Gene Ontology annotation, cellular component: CORVET complex; lysosome. The transcript has 11 exons. NCBI's taxonomy places the organism in Eukaryota, Metazoa, Arthropoda, Insecta, Lepidoptera, Tortricidae.